UAUUGUUAUUGAAUAGUGAGUCAAAAUGGGAGCCCGUUUCGCCAUUUUUAUUUACAUUUUGAUAGGCGGAACCUUUUCAGUUGACGCCGAAAACGAAACCGAAUUGUCUUUUCCUGAGCAACAAAUUGACGGAAGUGUCCUGAUAAAAAUUGGAGAUAAUAUGAACUCUCCUUUUAUGAAACUUGUUGGACAUGCAUUUCGAAACAUGGAACGCAAAAUAGAAAAACAAAUGUGCAAAACGUGUAGUGAAUGGUCACCGUGGUCUCUGUGUUCUGCAGUUGAAUCGGCAACGUUCGGUGUUAGGAGCAGGUCACGACCAUGCUGGUAUCAACAGAAAGACUGUGUUAAGAGCGGUAGGAAAACCUUUGAAAAUGAGACAGCGCUGUGUGAAGGAUUUUGCUCACCAGGAUUUAACUUUACCCAAGGUGGACUGUGCCUCAGCCUCCAUGUGUUUAAACUUGACAAGCAUUCAGCUGAACAGUCUUGCCAGAAGUACGGAGGUCAUAUCCUUAAUACCGAUACGGAAGAUCGAUGGAAUCAGGCGAUAGCAAUAGCCGCUUCUGAAAACAUCGACGUACUGUGGGUAGAUGGACAAAGAUCGCAGAAGGGAGGGGAAUGGAGCUUUAUUCACGGACACGAUCCGGAAACGAAUGGCGUGACCUCGAAAUGGCUUACCGGUGAACCGUCCAAUGGUUCGUCGGAACUCUGCAGAGUGAUUGACUUUGAACAGGGUGGCUACACUUGGUGCGAUAGAAGCUGCACCAGCGAGUACCCAUUCAUUUGUGAGAUUAGAUCCUAGACAUGCUAUCAUGCCAAUUGAGAAUAUAAGCAGUACUUCAUCAAAUAUUUUCUUUCUGAUGAGAUUGACAUUCUUGUGAAUGUUUAUAAGAAGUAUUAUAUUUCUCGAUAUUUUCUAUUCAACAGUAUAAUGUUUA
Mya arenaria is the source of this 935-nucleotide messenger RNA. RefSeq lists its product as uncharacterized. NCBI's taxonomy places the organism in Eukaryota, Metazoa, Mollusca, Bivalvia, Myida, Myidae. The coding region runs from base 26 to 799 and encodes 257 amino acids. The transcript has a single exon. The record is from RefSeq and is a predicted model, not a curated record.